Molecule: messenger RNA, 5093 nt
Organism: Rattus rattus (black rat)
Lineage: Eukaryota; Metazoa; Chordata; Mammalia; Rodentia; Muridae
Gene: Man1a1
Product: mannosidase alpha class 1A member 1
Exons: 13
Coding region: 480-2447 (655 amino acids)
Biological process (GO): N-glycan processing; carbohydrate metabolic process
Cellular component (GO): endoplasmic reticulum; Golgi membrane; extracellular exosome
Molecular function (GO): calcium ion binding; mannosyl-oligosaccharide 1,2-alpha-mannosidase activity
Source: RefSeq, a predicted model, not a curated record
CGGGAGACCGGCAGUGCUAUUAGUGCACCGCGGGGCCGCGGCGGAGGGCAGCACGUUGCCUGGUUUGUUGGCACACGCCGGCAGGUCGGCGCGCUCGCUCACCUGAGUCGUGUCCCGGGGCCGCAGAGCCACCGGGCUGUACGAGCGCCACCGCCCGCCGUGACGCGCUCGGCGAUGGGCAGCUGGAGAAGUUGACGAGCCCCCUACGCACGCGGCGCCCUUGCUGCCCAGAGGGGCUGCAGCCAGCGGUUUGCCGCGCGUGCCUGUUUGCCAAAGGAGCCGCCCCGGCGAGGAUCGCCGGAGGGGAGCCGCUUCCAGCGGGGAGACUCGCAGCCCAGACACGCGCUCUGGGCGGCCUGGAUGCGCAAGAGCCGGCCCCGCAGCAGCUGACCGCCGGCGGCAGCGAAGUUUGGCUGCUGAGCGGCUCGGCGCCGGACGCCUGGACAGACUGUCAGCCUGCGGCUGCAAUCUCCGGAGCCAUGCCCGUGGGGGGCCUGUUGCCACUCUUCAGUAGCCCUGGGGGCGGAGGCCUGGGCGGUGGCCUGGGCGGGGGUCUUGGCGGCGGGAGGAAGGGGUCUGGCCCCGCCGCCUUCCGCCUCACUGAGAAGUUCGUGCUGCUGCUGGUGUUCAGCGCCUUCAUCACGCUCUGCUUCGGGGCAAUCUUCUUCCUGCCUGACUCCUCCAAGCUGCUGAGCGGGGUCCUGUUCCACUCCAACCCUGCCUUGCAGCCACCCGCGGAGCACAAGCCCGGGCUCGGGGCGCGUGCCGAGGAUGCCGCCGAAGGGAGAGUCCGGCACCGCGAGGAAGGCGUGCCUGGGGACCCUGGAGCUGGACUGGAGGAUAACUUAGCCAGAAUCCGUGAAAACCACGAGAGGGCUCUCAGGGAAGCCAAGGAAACCCUGCAGAAGCUGCCAGAGGAGAUCCAAAGAGACAUUCUGCUGGAGAAGGAGAAGGUGGCCCAGGACCAGCUGCGUGACAAGGAUCUGUUUGGGGGCUUGCCCAAGGUGGACUUCCUGCCCCCCAUCGGGGUAGAGAACCGAGAGCCUGCUGACGCCACCAUCCGCGAGAAGAGGUCAAAGAUCAAAGAGAUGAUGACCCAUGCUUGGAAUAAUUAUAAACGCUAUGCGUGGGGCUUGAACGAACUGAAACCGAUAUCAAAAGAAGGCCAUUCAAGCAGUUUGUUUGGCAACAUCAAAGGAGCUACAAUAGUAGAUGCCCUAGAUACCCUUUUCAUUAUGGGUAUGAAGACUGAAUUUCAAGAAGCUAAAUCAUGGAUUAAAAAAUACUUAGAUUUUAAUGUGAAUGCUGAAGUUUCUGUUUUUGAAGUAAACAUACGUUUCGUUGGUGGAUUGCUGUCAGCCUACUAUUUGUCCGGAGAGGAGAUAUUUCGAAAGAAAGCAGUGGAGCUUGGGGUAAAAUUGCUACCUGCAUUUCAUACUCCCUCUGGAAUACCUUGGGCAUUGCUGAAUAUGAAAAGUGGGAUCGGACGUAACUGGCCCUGGGCCUCUGGAGGCAGCAGUAUUCUGGCAGAAUUUGGAACUCUCCAUUUGGAGUUCAUGCACUUGGCCCACUUAUCAGGAAAUCCCGUCUUUGCCGAAAAGGUAAUGAAUAUUCGAACAGUGCUGAACAAGCUGGACAAACCAGAAGGCCUUUAUCCUAACUACCUGAACCCCAGUAGUGGACAGUGGGGUCAACAUCAUGUGUCAGUUGGAGGACUUGGAGACAGCUUUUAUGAAUAUUUGCUCAAGGCAUGGUUAAUGUCUGACAAGACCGAUCUCGAAGCCAAGAAGAUGUAUUUUGAUGCUGUCCAGGCCAUCGAGACUCACUUGAUCCGCAAGUCAAGUGGGGGACUAACGUACAUCGCAGAGUGGAAAGGGGGCCUCCUGGAGCACAAGAUGGGCCACCUGACAUGCUUUGCAGGGGGGAUGUUUGCACUUGGGGCCGACGGAGCUCCAGAAGCUCGGGCCCAACACUACCUUGAACUCGGAGCUGAGAUCGCCCGCACCUGUCACGAGUCUUACAACCGCACAUAUGUGAAGUUGGGACCAGAAGCGUUUCGAUUUGACGGCGGCGUGGAAGCCAUUGCCACAAGGCAAAAUGAGAAGUAUUACAUCCUACGGCCAGAGGUUAUCGAGACAUACAUGUACAUGUGGCGUCUGACUCAUGAUCCCAAGUACAGGACCUGGGCCUGGGAAGCCGUAGAGGCCCUAGAAAGCCACUGCAGAGUGAACGGAGGCUACUCAGGCCUACGGGAUGUUUACAUCGCCCAUGAGAGUUAUGACGACGUCCAGCAAAGCUUCUUCCUGGCAGAGACACUGAAGUAUCUGUACUUGAUAUUUUCCGACGAUGACCUUCUUCCACUGGAACACUGGAUCUUCAACACGGAGGCUCAUCCUUUCCCUAUACUCCGUGACCAGAAGAAGGAAGUUGAUGUCCAGGAGAAAUGAAAGACAUUUCCUAUUUUACUCUGCUUCGUUCCCUCACUGCAUACCUUAAUAAUUCCUUUCCUGGUAAUAUGAUGAACUCUUAUUGAUUGGCAGAACUCUAUGAUUCUCCUAAGUUCUAAAAUUGUUUUGCAGUCUUUUAUGUUUAGUAUCAUGAGCCUAAGUGGACAUCAAUUCCUUGUUUCAUUAUUCAGCUAGUAGAUCCGCAGAUUCUGCCCGUCUUUUUCUUUUUCUUAAAGAAUCUAUUGUUUCUAAAAAUUCAUGAAGUCAUGGCAUCAUUUUCAUAAUAGAACCGUCUACCAGUGACCUCUUGAUUAUGAUUUGAUUUGACUGCAAAACUUCUUCCUCCUCUAUGAGGAGAUGCUGUCUGCUUCGAGCUGUAAUGUUUUGCCAUGUUGCAAAAAGCCAUAAUAAUAAAUUAAGUAUUAAAAAAAGCUUUUUUUUUUCCUUUUCAAGUUCACGUUAAUUUGGUUUGUCUAUCCACCAGAGACAGGUCUUACAACUGUGACAGCCUCUUAGCAGGUCUAUCAUUAUUUGAUAGAAUGUCUUCUAAAGUCCUCCACUCUCAUUGUGACUCAGAUGAGAAAGUUGUCCCAGGAGAGCCAGCGACACUGGCCUCAUCUCUUCACGAGUACAGUGUCUUUUUAUUGGGUGAUUAUGUUCAUGUUUCCUCACUUUUGAUUUUGUCCUCUGCAUUUUCUCUAAAUGCCCUGUGUCAUCUCUGUACCGUGCACUGCUUACCUUCUCCCAUGGCCCACGACACAGCAAGGGGAGCUCCUGAGUUGUGCAGAACGCCUGGCUACCCAAUUACAGGUUUGAAAGGGAAAAGACUUAACUUCUAACGUGCCAGGCUUUCCUUUUAACUGAAUCCAUUCCAAAGUCUGGUCUCUAAGAAGAGAAGGAGAAUUCCAUAUGACUGGUUCAUGGACCUGCAUUCCCUCCUGGGUUCUCUUCAAGCAAAGGAUGCAUUUGCACUUGGUUCAGAUCGGAAAAAGGGCCCGUCCCAGGUGCAGCUCGUCAAUGUACUUCAGUUUGUGAAAGUGAGCUUUUACCCAGCGAAAGAAGCAUUUCUGAUUUAUCUCUUCCUGUUCAGCUAAGGGAGACAAAAAACAAUCUAAUUAGCUUCUAAAGAGUAUUAAAUGUGCUUGUUCAGCAUAAAUAUCUUAACUUACAAAUAAUUUGUAGGGAUGGACCCACUCCCUCAGAAUUUGAUCUGCAGCAGGUCAAAACAGUUAUAUGAUUCUUCUAAACCUUAUUUUGAAUUUCCCAAGGACAAACUUUGUGAUAACUUGUGUUACCACACCUGUUCUUUAUAUGAAAGAUCAAAUAUGAUCCGUAUGCACCAAAAAACAAAGACAAUAACCACCUCAAUUUUAACCUAUAAUCAAUACCGUCAACAAAAAAAAAUGAUACAAACCCACGGAUUAGACUAAAGUAUAUAUUUCUGUGCAUUUCCUUUAUUCAGAAUUUCUAAAAUUGUCAAUUUCACAUUGUACAAGCUAUUUUUGAGACAUUUAUCUUCUUAAAUCUAAGUAGACAAUAGUUUUAUCUAUUUCAGCUUUGGGGAUGGUUUCAAAGAUGCCACUACUCUGCGUGGCCCGGGUGUUUCCAGUAUUGUACAUUAGAACACGUCAAAAUAAAACAGUAAAACUGGUAAAUGAAAAAGAUCGCUCGGUAUAUCAUUAUGGCUAUAUUACUGCAUCUCUGUGACCCAGAGAAACUUCUGCCUGUGGCGUAUUUCAUCUCUGGAGGUCAUGAACCUAUGACGUCAUUUUAAUGAGACUGAAUAGAACAGUCUGCCUUACCCCCUGACAACAACUUGAUGGGACUAUAAAACUUUUCCCUCCAUGAGGAAGAAUAAGUGGAUAACAAAUCCUUUCCCUAGAGCUCGGAGCUAAAAUAUUAAAAUUUGAUCAUCGGUAUUCUGAUUAUAAUUUUCAUUGUCCUUAGAUUAGCUAUUUAAUUCAUCUUCUUUGCAUUUCGAUCUGAAGGAGCACACACAGCUGGUGAGUAUUUCUGUAGCGGGUGGGGCUUGAACGUCAGGUCCUCUGCGCCUGCGCCAUGGUACUGUAGCGUUUGUUCCGGUUCGAGCAGGGAGGAAGCCGAACCACGAGCUACUCUGCCACUGGCGAGCAUUGUUUUCUGUUUUAAAACUUGGACUAUUUUUUAAUGCCAGAUCACAGAACACCAAAAAUUUAAACAAGAUAAAAGACAAAUUUUAUAGUAGCGUAAUUGAUUAGGCUUAUAUCUUGUGUCAAUUUUAAGCAACGGAAGUCUCCAAAUAGAUGACGAGUCAUUCAUUUCCAACAAAGCUGUGCAAUUUGACUUACAUGUAUGAUUCACGCCCUUAAAGAUGAGCAGUUAAGGUAGCACUCGAUUUUGUGUUUACAAAACAUGUUUUGGUAUACUUUGUGCAGUUAAUAUUAUACCUAUAAGUUGUGUGCCCAUUUAGAGAACUCAGUGACUUCUCUGUCGUGUGUAUCCAUCCAUUUCUACAUUGUUUUUGAUUUGUUCAUAAGUGCAUUCUGUUGUUUCCAACUUUAUAUAAAUCUCUGAUGUUACGGAAAACAUAAUAGAUUGACACAUAAUUUUUAAAAAUUAUAUUUGUAAAAUUUCUCUAUUGUGAAUAAAGUCUUUUAAUAUAUCUCC